Messenger RNA from Baudoinia panamericana UAMH 10762, 3644 nucleotides. RefSeq lists its product as uncharacterized. Gene Ontology annotation, biological process: monoatomic cation transport; transmembrane transport; intracellular calcium ion homeostasis. The coding region runs from base 103 to 3315 and encodes 1070 amino acids. The transcript has a single exon. NCBI's taxonomy places the organism in Eukaryota, Fungi, Ascomycota, Dothideomycetes, Mycosphaerellales, Teratosphaeriaceae. Gene Ontology annotation, cellular component: membrane. The record is from RefSeq and is a predicted model, not a curated record. Gene Ontology annotation, molecular function: monoatomic cation transmembrane transporter activity.
GGCCUCCAUGUCUUUCAUCCUCUUCCUCCUCUUGGUCCUGUUCCUGUAUGAAUGAAUAUGUGUCAUGGUUGACAGUAUGCGAUAUUCAUGUCGACAUCCACAAUGCCCAACAGGGCCGCAUCUCCACCUCCACCUCCAUCUCCACCGAAGACGCGGCGACCAAGCUAUCGUGCUGCCAGGGCCUUCUACCUCACUGUAUUCAUAGCCGCGUGUUUGGCCUUCUAUACCACCCUCGCCCACAGCAACACCGCUCAUAAUGACCUGUACAAACGUGUCACCCUCAAUGGACCGGACAGCGCAGACGAGGAGUGCCGCCUUGUCCAUCGCGCAAGUCCCACCAACCAAUGCGCCUUCAUUCGCUCCCACUGCCCGGACGACGAAGCGGGCUUCACGGCUUACCUCGAAUUGUACUACUGCAGACUGAACAAGGCGAAACCGGUCGCGUUCGUAAUACUAGUCUCAUGGCUCGGCCUGCUCUUCUCCACCAUCGGUAUCGCCGCGUCAGACUUCUUCUGCAUCAACCUCAGCACUAUCGCGUCGCUACUUGGCAUGAGCGAAAGCAUGGCUGGUGUCACGCUACUAGCCUUCGGCAACGGCAGUCCCGACGUCUUCAGCACGUUCGCCGCCAUGAGCACGAAUAGUGGCAGUCUAGCGGUAGGAGAGCUAUUCGGCGCGGCAGGUUUCAUUACUGCUGUUGUGGCUGGGUCGAUGGCACUGAUCCGACCCUUUCACGUAGCUCGCAAGAGCUUUGUACGCGAUGUGGGCUUUUUUCUCGUUGCUGCCGCGUUCAGCUUGGUGUUUCUGUGGGAUGGGAAGCUACGGUUCUGGGAGUGCAUUGCUAUGGUGGUGUAUUACAUUUUCUACGUGGUGGUUGUAGUGGCCUGGCAUUGGUGGAUUGGACGGCGCAGAAGGCGAAGAGAGAAGGAUAUGGCAGCCAGGGGGCAUUUUGUUAACGAGGAGAUGGAUAUAGAGCAAGAGUAUCACGAUGACCCCGACGAAGUGGCCGAGGGUACCCACAGACGGCCGAGUAUGAUCCGCGGCGUUUCUAUGGAAGACUGGUCCGCGCUGGAGAAUGGCGGGACACCGUAUGCGGAUGGGCCGCAGGACGAAGAUGACGAGGAGGAAGCGCGCGACCGGUGGAUGAGCGAGUUGAGCAGCAAUAUGCGCCUGACGAGGCCUACUGUUCGCUCGCGGAAGAACACCAUCAACUCCGUCCGGCCGUCUCUCGUGGGUGCGUUGGAGUUUCAGGCAGUGCUCAAGAGUCUGCAGAAGUCGCGAAACAUCCAGACUAUCCCGCUUGACGCGCGACGAUAUUCGGAUGAUCCUAGCUUUACUACAGCGCAGCAGCAAGAUCAGAUGUCUUCAGUCUCUGACCCGGCGUCUAGGCCGCCGUUCUCGAUCACAGUCAACGACAGUGGUGAGCCAGAGACGCAGAAAGCGCAUCUGGAUGUGCCCAAGUCCGCGCCGGCAAGAACACGCGCAGUAUCCACGAAUGAUAUUGGGAGUCUACGCCUUGACCCAGAUUUCGCACGUGCAGCAGCAACGCCUCCGCAACACAGCCUGAUCGACAUAUCAGACUUCGCGAACCGACCAGAGCGGCCACGCUCUCUGCUUGCCGUACCCGGCGGAAACGACUCGCAGCCUCAAUCGCCUCGGCAGGAGGCCACGACGUCAGAUGCACCUCUCCGCAUCGAUACGUCCGUCGCAGACCAACCGCAAGGCCACCUCACUCCAUUCAAGCCCACCAUCUUCCGUCAACUGAGCGAUCACUUCGCGCCGAAAUCGUUACAGCGCGCCGGCACGGACAGCCCUCGUCAAUCGCCUCGCAGCGUGCCAUCUGCACGGCGUCUGCCCAAGAUCGUCAUUCCGCGCCCCGAACUACCGUCUUACCCUUCAACCGCCGUCUCCUCGCCCCUACCGCGGUACAGAGAUGACAUGCUAUCGCCGGCAAGUAGUUCGCAUCCGCCCAGCCUGCACUUACCGCCCCCAGUCACCUCGCCAGAGUCUUUACCCGUCUCGCAGUGCGCGGAGCAGGAGAUGCUUCCUCCGGAGAAGCCGGUGAAAUGGUGGCCGUACCGCAUCCUACCCGCGCCAGGCGUGAUCGUGGCGACGCUCUUCCCAACCAUCUAUCACUGGCGCGAGAAGAACUGGUGGGAGCGAUGUCUGGGCAUCGUUGCGGCGCCGAGUGUGUUCCUGCUUACAAUCACUCUACCGGUAGUAGAGAACGACAGCAAUGGCGAUGAGUCUGCAGGUGCUCCGGUGGACAACAGUUUCGACUCCGCGCUUUCAAAGCAUGCCAGUGGUGCGCCAGAGGAAGUCAUUGACAGCGCCAAGGACGUUACGGCAGAACAGCUGUUGGACGAGCGUUUGCAGCCGGGCAUGCAUCGACAUAGUAUCACCACCGCCGGGACAGGGCCAGGGACAGGGAUAGCGAAUCUAGCAGCCGAUACAGAAGACCAUCAACACCGCCAAGCUGCAGCCGAGCCUCCACGCAGCAACUCGCUCACCCUCGAGGCUGCCAUCGGCGCAACAACAACCACCCCUCCCAACCCGCACGGAGCAAAAGACGAGUACUGGAACCGCUGGCUAACAAUAACCCACCUCUUCCUCUCGCCCCUCCUCGUCCUCCUCGCCAUCUGGGCCCAAUCACCCACCGACUUCACGCCCCUCAAACCCGUCCUAAUCUCCCUCCUCGUCUCGGCAGUCCUGCUGAUCCCAUUCUUACUCACUACAACCCCGACCCACCGCCCGGCCGCCUACCGCCCCAUCCUCUCCGCCGCGGGCUUCAUUGUAAGCAUCGCCUGGAUCUCAACCAUUGCCUCCCAAGUCGUCGGAGCCCUUAAAGCGCUCGCGGUGAUUCUCAACAUGUCCCACGCGAUCAUGGGUCUGACCAUCUUCGCCGUCGGGAAUUCCCUUGGCGAUCUGGUCGCGGACGUCACUGUCGCCCGCUUGGGAUAUCCCGUUAUGGCAUUGUCGGCCUGCUUUGGAGGACCCCUGCUGAAUAUCCUCCUCGGCAUCGGUCUGAGCGGGAGUUAUAUCCUCAUCCGCGCGGCGCAUAAACGGCAUGACAAACAUCCCGAUCAACCGGUGCAUUUCAAGAGUUAUCAUAUCGAGGUCGGACAGACGCUGAUCGUCAGUGGGGCUACGCUUGUGGUUACGCUGAUAGGGCUUUUGGUGGCGGUGCCGUUGAAUCGGUGGAUGCUCAGCAGGAGGAUUGGAGUGGGGUUGGUCGUGUUGUGGGUGGGGAGUACGAUUGUUAAUGUUGCGUUAGAAGUUGGAGGGAGGUGGGGGAGUGAGACUACGGUCGCAAACUAGGUUUUCCAUAUGAUAAGAGAUUCUCAGCCCAACUAUGAAUGCUACGUUCGUGCUAUCAAUCUGUACGUUCAUGUCCGUCCAAUCGUUGAUUGCAACUCGCUCGCUCGCUCGCUCAGUACUUUUGUGCAAUGCGCACCACUCAGUCCCCGAAUUACAUCAUCAAGCAGCCGCCACAACGUCCUUAACCGUCUGCAAAUUCAACUGCCCUUUACUCCCCCAUCCUUGCCGCCCAGACGGAACACUAGGUCUAAACGACUCAUACAUCCCAAACGCCGCCCCAUCCAACUCCUCCUCCCGCCCCUCCCACCCCUCAGCCCCUUCCCCAAACA